Molecule: messenger RNA, 1310 nt
Organism: Anthonomus grandis grandis
Lineage: Eukaryota; Metazoa; Arthropoda; Insecta; Coleoptera; Curculionidae
Exons: 4
Coding region: 153-776 (207 amino acids)
Biological process (GO): defense response
Cellular component (GO): extracellular region
Source: RefSeq, a predicted model, not a curated record
UGCAAGUUAUGAUAAACAAUAUCCCAAAAAAAAAUUAAAAAUACGAUAAUAGACAUGUAUAUUGUAAUUUAUUGUUUAGAAACAUAUAAAUAGAAAACUAUUCACGGUAAAUUAGAAAGAAUUAUCUUGUGUCCAAGUAGACAACUGAAAACAUGGCGUUCGUGCAGCUACUUGUCACCUCACUUCUAAUCCUUGUAACCAAAGCAGACGUCGCAAUCGAUAUAGAAAAUGCUUCUUCAGAUGUCUACUGGAUUGGUAUUCUAGCAAACCCUGGACUACCCAUACCUAGUAAUGGAGGAUUCGUUUUGAACGGAGGACAAACAACGACCGUAAGUGUUCCAGACAAUUGGGUGGGUAGGUUUUGGGCCAGGACUGGUUGCGACAGCGGUACAAAUACCUGUCAAACUGGAGAUUGCAGAAACGGUGUGGAAUGUGCCGGUAAUGGAGGAGCUCCUCCAGUUACAUUGGUGGAAAUAACAAUAAAAGGAGACGGUGGACAAGACUUUUACGAUAUUUCUUUAGUUGAUGGAUUUAACGUUAAGGCUUCUAUUCAACCCAUCGAUGGUACCGGCGACUGUUCGACCGCCGAAUGUGAAUCAGAUGUCAAUGCAGCAUGUCCUGAGCAAUUAAAAGACGGAGAUUACGCGUGCUACUCGUCAUGUGCUAAGUUCAAUACCGAUCAAUAUUGCUGUAGAAAUGAGUUGAAUUUUCAUUCUUUAAUGAUAAUCAUUAGUCCACGGGUUCCUCUAAAAUUCCAGAUGAUUACGGUAGUGUAGACACGUGUAAACCCGAUGCAUGGGAGGUCAAUUCUGCAGCCGUUUUUAAGCAGCAAUGCCCAGCAGCCUAUAGUUACGCCUUCGAUGACAAGAAUGGCGCUCUUCUCACCUGCAUGUCUUCACAUUACCACGUCAAGUUUGGUGGAUAAAUAUUUGCAUCCGGUUAUUUAUUAUACUGGAUAGUUAUUGUUACUCUUUAGAUAUUAGAAAAGCAUAGUUACAGCAAAAGUGUAAUAUAACCAAGGAGGGGUAUGUAAUAUAACAAAAUAUUCUUGACUCUUACAAUGUCCUGUUUAAUUACUCAGCAAUAGUUGGCUGCUUGCGUACAAGUUAUGGUAACUACCGCGAAUAUACCAGCUACGUUCAUCCUGCUUCGGUGUUACAAGCAUCGGGAACACCGAGCGCCAUCUUUGGACACACGUGAAUAGUAACCAAUUCUCGCCGCUAGGGGGCCAGUUCAAGUCGGAAUAUUGGCGCGACUUUUGAAUCGAAACAAACAAAUACACUGUAAAUAAAUAUUUCUAGUAGUCUCAA